UUAUUUUUCCCGUAUUUUAAUGCGCAGAAGAGAAAACAAGUCAUACGUCAAAAUCCUUCAGUCUUUCGUCUUUCACUAGUUUCACUACUCUCUUCGGUUUAAAAAUGGUGGACGUAGAAGAGGAAGUUAUUAUGGAUUCUGAUGAAAAUGAGGACAUCAUUCCAAAAAGUACAGAAGAAAUGGCAGAGCUGAAAAAAGAAAACGGCAACCAGCUCUACAAAAUCAAACAAUAUCGAUCAGCACUUCCUCUCUAUACUGAAGCCAUCAAUUUGUGUCCAGACACAGCAGCUUACUAUGGCAACCGCUCAGCUUGCUACAUCAUGUUGAACAGGUAUGAGGACGCCAUGGAAGAUGCCAGAAAGAGCAUACAGCUAGACCCCCGGUUCGUCAGAGGUUACAUCAGAAUGGCUAAAUGCAGCAUAGCAUUGGGAGAUCUCAUGACUGCAGAGUAUGCAAUAAAGAAAACUCAAGAACUUCAGCCCGAUGGUUCAGGAAUCACCAGUGAGAUAAAGUCUUUGGAAAAACUAAAGCACAAUGAAAGCGAGGCCACUAAAGCUUAUGAGAAAAAUGACUACCGUAAAGUUGUUUACUGUAUGGAUCGUUGCUUAGACGAGGCCCCUUCUUGUCAUCGCUAUAAGCUCACCAAAGCAGAAUGUCUUGCAUUUCUUGGAAGAUAUCAAGAAGCUCAGGAAAUUGCAAACAGUAUUUUGCAUUUGAACAAAGGCAAUGCUGAUGCUAUUUACGUUCGUGGGAUAUGUUUAUUUUACGAGGACAAUUUAGACAGUGCUUUCCAACAUUUUCAGCAAGUCUUGAGACUUGCACCUGACCACCAGAAAGCAAUGAAUAUAUACAAGCGUGCCAAACUAUUGAAAAAGAAGAAGGAAGAGGGCAAUGAAGCCUACAAGUUAUGCCGUUUUCAGGAAGCCUGCCAAUUAUACACUGAAGCCCUUGAAAUUGAUCCGUUCAACAAGAAAACCAAUUCCAAACUAUACUUCAAUCGUGCAACAGCUUAUUCCAGGCUGACAAAAACACGCGAAGCCAUAGCAGACUGUACAGCAGCUCUCAAUUUGGAUGAAACAUAUCUGAAAGCUCUCCUGAGAAGAGCAAAAUGCUACAUGGACCUGGGUGAAUAUGAGGAAGCUGUUCGGGAUUACGAGAAGGUCUGUAAAAUGGACAAGAGCCGAGAGAACAAAAAAUUACUACAGGAUGCUAAAUUUGCACUGAAAAAAUCCAAACGGAAGGAUUAUUAUAAAAUUCUUGGGGUUGACAGAACUGCUGGGGAUGACGAAAUCAAAAAAGCUUACAGAAAGAGGGCGCUUGUCCACCACCCCGAUCGCCAUGCGAGUGCGAGUGAGAGCGAGAAAAAAGAUCAAGAAAAGAAAUUCAAGGAGGUCGGCGAGGCUUACGGUAUCUUAUCGGAUCCUAAGAAGCGGUCAAGGUAUGAUAAUGGGCAAGACAUGGACGAUUUCGAUGGUGGAAUGUCUGAUAUUGACCCCACCCAGGUCUUCCAAACUUUCUUCAGCGGCGGAGGACACCACGGUCAAGAAUUCGGAUUUGGUGGCUUUCCUGGCGGAUUUUCCUUCCAGUUCAGUUAAAUUUUUUAAUUUUAAAGUGCUAUGUACAUUCCAGCAUUUUAGUAGCAUACUCCUUCUCAUUCUGUAACUUGUUUAUAGUAUUUAUUUUAAGUUCUUAUGAAGGGCUAAUCCUUUUUUGUUUCCAGUGCAUCAAAGAGAUGUGUUUAUGCUAAAUUUUGGUAAUUGCUAGUAAUACAAGCACUAAUAAUAAUGAAUUUUUCUUAUAUUUCGCAUCAGCGUGGAUAUCCUCGAGCCAUAACUUAUUAAUUUUCAUUGUCAGAUGGAAAGUGGCACAGUUUGUUAUACGAAACCUGUAUAUUGUACGAUAUUACCUCAAGUAAUAAAGAUUUAUAGACUGAGAAAA
Molecule: messenger RNA, 1938 nt
Organism: Leptinotarsa decemlineata (Colorado potato beetle)
Lineage: Eukaryota; Metazoa; Arthropoda; Insecta; Coleoptera; Chrysomelidae
Gene: Tpr2
Product: Tetratricopeptide repeat protein 2
Molecular function (GO): protein binding
Source: RefSeq, a predicted model, not a curated record